AUGAAGGGUCUAUUAAAAGGGUUGAGGUACAUUGCUCGUAUCUUCGAGGAUGAGAAGGAACCAGAGAUGCAGAUUGGUCAACCGACCGAUGUCAAACAUGUUGCACAUAUAGGAUGGGAAGGGCCCUCUGCUACGACCCCAAGCUGGAUGCAUGAGUACAAGUCUCCGAUGGGUGAGCCAAAGGCAAGUUCCAACAAGAAGUCCUCAGGUGAGAAGAGGAACAAAGGAAGGCGUAAGGCAUCAACAGGAGUUAACUCACCUUCAGAGUCUCCGACAAGGACAGGAGGAUCAACGAGGCCAUCAAGACGUGGCGCGGGUAAACAGAGAGAGCAAAGCACGGGGUCAGGGUCAGAGUCAGGUUCAGCGUUAGACAUACCUCAACAAAACGACCAGUCUAUGGGACCGAAACAAUCGAAACAAAGAAAGUCAAAAGGAACAGGAGGAGGUGGAGGAGGUGGAGGAGGAGGAGGAGGCGGUGAAGCUGUUCCUCUACCUGUUGGAGCUGCAAGGUCAAAGGAAACAGAUAUAUCUGUACGAGCGGUUUAUCCAUGUGUGGGUCUUGGAAGUUCUACAGGAAGAUGA
Microthlaspi erraticum is the source of this 582-nucleotide messenger RNA. The record is from the annotation of a GenBank genome assembly. NCBI's taxonomy places the organism in Eukaryota, Viridiplantae, Streptophyta, Magnoliopsida, Brassicales, Brassicaceae.